AUGUGCACCGGAAUCUGUUGGCUGUACGUGUGCCGGGGGUGCGGGACGGGCCUGCUUAAGGACCCGCACGUCGCGGGGCACACGUGCCGGAUGGCGCGGCAGAACGGGCGGCGCGGGCGGUGCCGGACGGGGAUAGAAUACCGGGGGCCGAUCGCGACUGCUGCUACUACUACUGGUGCGGGUGCGGCGAAGCCUGCCGGCGGCGGCGAGUCCUUCUACCGCAAGGUGGCGAACGAGCUGUGCGUGCUGUGCGAGCUGGGGCCCGAGAUCGUGAUGCUGGACGCGACGACGUGCGCCGAGGCGGAGCGGGAGGGGCGGCUGUUUGGGGGCGCGGGGUGGGACUCGGGGCACGCGUCGGCCGGCCUGGGCGAGGGCGAGGGGAGCGGCAGCGAGAGCCCGUGCCCGACCGACUGCGAGUGCUGCGACGGAGACGACGAAGGAGAAGAAGAGCAGACGGAGACGGACGGGGAGGACGCGAGCACAGCCGAGGACAAGGACGACGACGACGACGACGACGACGACGAAGAGGGCGGAGCUCUGCUGAGCAAUGGCGACCGAGAGGACGGCGGCGCCACGCGAGAUGCCGCGAAGCGGUCGACUAGGUAUGUCAUGGCCCCGUCGCGUAUCUGGUAG
Molecule: messenger RNA, 633 nt
Organism: Durotheca rogersii
Lineage: Eukaryota; Fungi; Ascomycota; Sordariomycetes; Xylariales; Xylariaceae
Exons: 1
Coding region: 1-633 (210 amino acids)
Source: RefSeq, a predicted model, not a curated record